Molecule: messenger RNA, 220 nt
Organism: Dovyalis caffra
Lineage: Eukaryota; Viridiplantae; Streptophyta; Magnoliopsida; Malpighiales; Salicaceae
Source: the annotation of a GenBank genome assembly
AUGGAUAAUUCCGCCACCAAGGCUACAACGAGGGAUAAUCUUGUUGCUAGAAGUAGGUUAUUGUUGAGGUUAUUCGGGAACCACCGAGGAAUGAAAUUAAAUGAAUGCCGAGGUUAUUCGCAAAUGAUUAAAUGCCGAGGUUAUUCGAUAGUGAAUGGUUGCCGAGGUCAUUUGACAAUGAUUGAAUGCCGAGGUUAUUCGACAAUGAUUGAAUGCCGAG